Messenger RNA from Fraxinus pennsylvanica, 492 nucleotides. The record is from the annotation of a GenBank genome assembly. NCBI's taxonomy places the organism in Eukaryota, Viridiplantae, Streptophyta, Magnoliopsida, Lamiales, Oleaceae.
AUGGCUUCCACUGUACUAGCACAAGCUCUUCCAAUCCGUCGAGUGCGCAAUUCGCACCCUGAUCCCCGCGUGGCGCACACUAAUAGACAUGCAUCGGUGGCGCUUCCAAGCCGUAGAAAUUGCUUGCUGCUCCUAACCGCUACGACGGCACUGAAUGCACUGCAAAAGCCAUCAAAUGCAGUGGACAUACCGCUGUUCGGACUGAGGCAAGGACUCCAGAAGGCGGAGAAGGAAGUAAAGGAGCUGGUGAAGGAAGGAUUCGAGACGGCUGACAAGGGAAUCGUGGCUGCAGAGAAAGGAAUAGAAGCGGCAGAGAAGGGAGUAGAAGCGGCAGAGAAGGGGAUAGAGGUGGCGGAGAAGGAGAUUACGACGGCGGCGAGCUUUGGUGGGCUGGCACAGGCGGGAGCGGUGGCGGGAGCGGAGGCGGUUGGAAUUUUGAUUGCCACCGGUAUAGUGAAUGGGAUUAUAGGUCCAGAAGCCAAGAAAUCAUGA